Molecule: messenger RNA, 4913 nt
Organism: Eremomyces bilateralis CBS 781.70
Lineage: Eukaryota; Fungi; Ascomycota; Dothideomycetes; Eremomycetales; Eremomycetaceae
Exons: 3
Coding region: 251-4477 (1408 amino acids)
Source: RefSeq, a predicted model, not a curated record
CACCUCACCAAUUCCCCAUCAUUCAUCAAUCAUCACCAUCCAUCCGGCCAGCUCCACCAAAAGGGACUAAGCAUCCCCGCCAUCCACUGUGGCAGCUUUGCCAGGGUCUCCUAGCCAAACCUGAAUAUCCCGCACUCCACGCUUCCAUUGUGCCCUCCCCCAUGAGAACACCACCACCCUCACCUCUUCCUCUUCUCGUCUCCUUCAUUACUCCAUCCCCUCCACCCCUCUCUCGGCAUAGGAUCUCUCUAUGUCCACUAUGGGCGACGAUGGAGAUGUCGACCACAAGCGAUUUGCCCGCCCCAAGUGGCUAACCAAACCCACCCACAAGUCCGCCAGCAAGGAAAAGGGCCGCCCGGGAGACAUCCCCCAACCCUUCUACACCAGUGCAUCCAACCAACUUAGCGACGAUGUUCAAGACUUCCUCAAACCUUCCACCACGAAAGCUCGCUCCUUCGCUCCGAAACUCGCUCCCAAAAUCGAUAUCGCCGCCGCACAACGCUAUCCCACUGCCAAUGAUGUUAACACCUCUCGGACGCCGUCGUCGAUCAAAGGGAGGAGUGCAAGGAAUCGGGCGAGGCUGAAUGUCGCAUGGGAUGAUGGCGCACUGGAGAUCAUGGGAUAUGGAGGGGACGACUGCGAUGAGCCGACCAUGGCGAUCUCAAAAUCAAAAGCGAGGGAUGUGGGCGCCCGAAAUGCGGCGAAGAAGCCCGAGCCACGAUGGGAGCCGCCUCCGGUGCGCAUGAGCUUGGAAGAUCAUACGCUACGGCCGACACGAGGCAAUGUUUCGGAGCCGGUAGGAAAUUCGGGUGACCUGGAAAGGAGCAAUACGUUGCCCCCUAAUCAGCGGUCAAGUUGGGCCAUUGUUCCUCCGUCGUUGACGGUAUCCACCACCGUGGGUGCCGAUGACGAUGACGAUGACUUCCAGCCGAAGCCACUCCAGCGAGCGCCCACGGGCUGGUCGGAUUAUUUAGAAGAGGAGGACGAUCUACCAGCCAAGUCUCCCAAGUCACCGAUUUCUCCAACCCAGGUCCUUCAGCAACGGAUGCGACAGGAGGAAGGCCGGAUCCUACAUCAAGUGCGGAGAAGCCAGUUGCUGGAGCUCCCAGAUGACUUGUCGGAUCUAUCACUGGGCGAUGCCUUGGGCCCAUCUGGGACCUCGGCGACACAACCGAAACAACCACCUGCACCGGGUCCAAAACCAGAUAAAUAUGCGGGUAAAUCCACGCGAGAGGAAAAGCGGAGUUCCGCCUCUCCUCUCCGUGAGCCAACGCUUCCAAGAAUUGAGUCCCAUGAUGCACCAUCGAGCGGUUCAGAUUUUUCCGCUUCGAAACACCCCGAACCUCGCAAUAUUCCACCCCCACCGACCAGAUAUCUCAGCGCAGACGCCGUCCCCGUACAACCGCACCCACGAACUGGUCCCCCACCCGCUGGCUCAUAUACCACACCGUCUCCAAAUUUCCAUGCUAGGCUCUCCCCAGGAUACCGCGAAGAGUAUCAGACACCACCUGGCCCGUUUCCGCUAUCGAUCAACGAACCCCACCCUCCAUCGGUUGACCCUCAAGCACGAACUGCCAGUCGCCCGUCCGCCGACCGGCCUCCCUCCCGCCCCCCGCGCUCCCCAGGGCUAAUCCAAACCCAAAACCACCCCCCCAAUUCCCUCCCGUACUUCUCCGCCGCCAAGAUCGACCAGGAAGAAGCCCUCAGCCAGCUAACACCAGACUCCGUCAAAAACCCCACCUCCGCCACCGCCGACAUGUCGCUCAUCGAUUUCGCCGACCGCAUCGGCCACAUGCGCCGAAUCUUCCCGCUAACCGCGGAGCGCGAAUCCCCCAUUGCCCAGUUCACCGCCAAGCAGUGGCUCCGCGCCGCCGUGUGGUGGUUCCUGCGCGCCCGCCAACGCUUCGAAGAGCUGAUUCGCGCGCGGGCGAAAGCCCAGCACUCGCUGGAUUCCCCCGGAACGCAGCAGCUGGACCAGGGGCACGUGGACUUGGGAAAGACGUUCUGGAUCUUGGAGGACGUGCUGCCGUCGCAUAAGCAGCUGCAGGAUUACAUGAGUGUCGACGAUGAUUCGCAGAAGGCGGCGGCGCAGGCGGCGGGGGAUCAGUAUGCGGCAGGGAUCUUCUCGGAGGCAUCGACGCUGCGGGGGCAGAUGAAGCUGUUGGCGUCGUCGAUGACGAGGAAUAAGCUGAUGCCGCCGCAUGAGGUGCUCAUUCAAGGGCUCGAUCAACUCAUAUGGAUCCGGUAUCCCAAGCUGCCGUUCCCCGAGAUCCCGGCGGUCGCGAUGUCGUGUAUCGGGCACGACUUGCUUCCUUUUGACGACGCACGGGUGCUGUUCACCAUGACGGUUGCGGACACCCAUGAGUACUUCUGUUUGCACCGGUGUUUCGUGCUAGUAACGAUCGAUCCGGACUAUAUGCAGGACGUCGAGAUUAAGAAAAUGCCGGCGCUCCUGACCAUUCUGCGUCGUCGAGGCACGCACGAUAUGAAAUUGACGCUCGCGACGCAGAAUGACACCAUCAACUUCAUCUAUGAGGACAAGCUUCCGUGGGACGACAUAGUCGCACUGAACCGUUCGAGACCGGAAAUGCGAAUCGCACUGCCUAGUCCGUGGCCUAACGAUACCUACCUCAUGAUCGCCCUCAACCCCUCCGAUUUCACGACGAUACGAAAGGCAUACGACUCUACAUACGCUGCAGCCACUGCUAUCGAACAGCAACGAAACGAAACCCUACUUUACCAGGGAAUCCUGCGAGAAUUCUACUUCAAAUUCCUGCAAGGUCCUGCCCACCAAAAUGGACCGCAAUCCCACCCCCCCGAACGACCGUCGAUCUACAAUUUCCCCAGCGGAGCAUUUCCCAGUACUUCGAUCCAUAUCUUCGGGGUUUACACACGGCGACCCGUGCAUAGUGGCGGGUAUCGAAGCGAGUCGCUCUCGGGCUUUCGGGUCGUCAUUACUACCACGGGAUACAAGAGCAUGAACACACUAACUCUGACAUUUCCCGCUACACAGCCGGAGCAUCUUGGAUCAUACAUGGAUGCAAGUGGCUUUCCCGUCCUCGUCAUGUUCCAUUACGGCCCCGCACAGACUCGCGGAGAUCUCGUCCUGAGUUUCCGAUCCGUCCAAGAACGCGAACAGUUGUUGGAGGUCAUGCGAGGCUUCUACAUCCAACCAGGCGAGCAGGUUCUCGCGGAACUUCCGCUCGAUAGCUUCGACCUCGAAGAAGUCGAGUCUCGCAAACGAUACCCGGCAUCCGGCCAGCCGCCCUGGAGCAAGUUGAGCAUCAUUCAAACCAUCAAGCCCGAUCGUUCCACCUACCUCCGGAUCGUCUUCAACUCGGCGGCGCAAGGAUAUAGGAUUACCCUGACCGACCGCUUCACCAACCAGUCGUCGCAGUUAAAAUUUCGCAUCGCCACGGACCUUGAGCCGCGCAUCGAGUUCCUUCGCUCCGAUCCCCAUGAUCUCAGCUGCACCAUCGAACGGACCGACCCCUCCACCAAAGUCGGCCCGGAAUGGAGCCAGCUCCUCCACGCCACCGAAUCCCCCACCAUCCGUUCCUACACCUUCUCCACCAUGUCCGACCUGCACACCUUGGAAUCCAUCCUCACUGGAUUCACCGUGAAAUACGACUGCUCCCCUCAAUCUUUCACUCUCUCCCGCUCCCGCCGCUCCGCCCUCUCCCUCACCCGCACCCCCAAAUCCUCUUCCACAACCCGCCUCCAAAUCCUCGAACAACUCCACUCCCCUACCCACCCACCCCUCACCCUCCUCCUCGCCUUCUUCGCCUCCUGGCCCCAAGCCCCCUAUCUCGCCAUCCCCCUCCGCCCCUCCGACGCCUUCGAGCGCCUCGACCCCUCCCGCCUCGCCCUCGCCUCCGCCACCACCACCUCUGCUUCCGCCCCCGGCAAAUUCGCCAUCAAGUUCCCCGACGCCAAAUUCGGCUUCCCCACCACCCGCUCCAAGCCCCGCAGCCGCGACCCCUCCCCCCGCAACAGCGUCGACCACCGCCCGGACACCGCCACUAGUGACGGCUCGCCCGCGCUAGCCGGAUCGCUUCUCAGCGCGGGCGGCGGGCGCGGGAAGCGCGAGAGCGUGCUGCUGGACGGGCUGAGCUCCGCGUGGAAGGAGGGGGGAUUCGCUGGGCGGUACGACACGGGGGGAACGGCGGGGCAGGGAGCCGGGGAGGCGGAGGUGGGGUACGUGAAUUUGGCGGAUCUGCCGUUCGCGGCCGAGCGGGAGGAGGUGGUGGUGGGGUUUGCAGGGAGUGAGGAGCGGGGAAGGCUGUGGGCGGCGUUGCCGAGGAUGGGGGGGGAGGUGGGGGUUGGGGCAGAGGAAGAGUAUGGGGGGAGAUAUGGAGGGAAGGAGAGGGAUAAGGAAAGGCAGAAGAAGCAGAGUAAGGUGUUGAGGAAGAAAGAGGAUGAGGAGGAGGAAGGGAAGGGGAGGCAUGGGAGAUUCUGGAGACGGGAGAAGGAGUGAUGCUGGCUGGGAAAAGACGCACAAUCGCUGCAUGAGGACGAAUCUGUUGCAUUUCAGCGCUGUCCGACGUUUCUUAGUAUCCGAGCAUCUUUGUCGAGCGCUUGUUGCGUGCGUGUAUCUACGUCGAAAUUAGCGGGUCAGCGGGAAUCGAAAUCCAUUCACGUUAGGAAUCAUCUACCUUCCAGCCUUCAUUCCGUCAGUUAUCCGGUACCUCCAGGCGGGAGAAGCCAUCGUCCCGCGUCUUUCUUCCCAUACGGUCCUUCUCCUAGCAACGGGUGCGGCGCAUCGCUGGAAUCGAAGUAGUGGAUAUCUACCAUGCAGCAUUAGUCCUGCUGGACAGUCCUUCUGUAUUCGGGGGUUUUACCAUUUUCCUUUUGGAGAUCCUCCUCGGUCUUGAUGCAUAGUUCGAGUUUCCCUUUGGUACUCGCCGACUCCG